GGUGAAAAGCCGUUUUCAUGUGUGAAAUGUGGAAAAAGUUUUAGUCGAAAACUUAGUUUAACUGAGCACAUGAUGAUUCACACUGGUGAAAAGCCGUUUUCAUGUGUGACCUGUGGAAAAGGUUUUUGUCAAAAACAGGUUUUAACUCAGCACAUGAUGAUUCACACAGGUGAAAAGCCAUUUUCAUGUGUGAAUUGUGGAAAAAGUUUUUGUCAAAAACGGCAUUUAACUCAGCACAUGAUGACUCACACAGGUGAAAAGCCAUUUUCAUGUGUGAAUUGUGGAAAAGGUUUUAGUCGAAAACAGCAUUUUACUCGGCACAUGAUGAUUCACACUGGUGAAAAGCCAUUUUCAUGUGUGAAUUGUGGAAAAGGUUUUAGUCACAAACAGCAUUUAACUCAGCACAUGAUGAUUCACACUGGUGAAAAGCCGUUUUCAUGUGUGAAAUGUGGAAAACGUUUUAGUCGAAAACAGGAUUUAACUCGGCACAUGAUGAGUCACACUGGUGAAAAGCCGUUUUCAUGUGUGACCUGUGGAAAACGUUUUAGUCAAAAACCUAGUUUAACUCAGCACAUGAUGAUUCACACUGGUGAAAAGCCGUUUUCAUGUGUGAAUUGUGGAAAAAUGUUUAGUCAAAAACAGCAUUUAACUCAGCACAUGAUGACUCACACAGGUGAAAAGCCGUUUUCAUGUGUGACCUGUGGAAACGUUUUUUGUCAUAAACAGCAGUUAACUCAGCACAUGAUGAUUCACACUGGUGAAAAGCCUUUUUCAUGUGUGAACUGUGGAAAAGGUUUUAGUCACAAACAGCAUUUAACUCUGCACAUGAUGAUUCACACAGGUGAAAAGCCAUUUUCAUGUGUGAAUUGUGGAAAAAGUUUUUGUCAAAAACAGUAUUUAACUCAGCACAUGAUGACUCACACAGGUGAAAAGCCAUUUUCAUGUGUGAAUUGUGGAAAAGGUUUU
Molecule: messenger RNA, 966 nt
Organism: Xiphophorus hellerii (green swordtail)
Lineage: Eukaryota; Metazoa; Chordata; Actinopteri; Cyprinodontiformes; Poeciliidae
Product: gastrula zinc finger protein XlCGF8.2DB-like
Exons: 1
Biological process (GO): regulation of gene expression
Cellular component (GO): nucleus
Source: RefSeq, a predicted model, not a curated record